CGGACGUAUACAAAAGUGAGGCGAAAUCUUUAUAUAAAAUUUUAAUAGAAAAUCCAACAAAAAGGAAUAAUUAUAUAUUAUAGAAUAUAGAAGUGAUGAAAGAAAAAAUUAAAAAUCAUCAAGCAGCCAAAAUGUUAAGAAAAUAUUGUUGAAUAAAAAAUUAAAGAAAAAUAUUUGAGUUGAAAUUUAAAGCAAAAAAUUAAAUUUAAAAAUGUUAAAAAAAAAUUUGUUAAAUAAGUAAUGUGCGCACUGCCACGUUAGAAGCCUGCCACAACAACAAACAGUUUGUGGAAAUAUGCUACAAUAAUAAUAUUGUUGUUUUUGUUGUCGUUUUUUUAUUAUUAUUGGUGUGGCUCGUUAUUGUCGUUGUUUCCCAGAGUUUGAAAUAAGAGACCUCCGGAUAUAAAAGUGUAUAUCGGUAUUUGAGUACGUAAAUAUAUAAACACAUACAUAUAUGUAUGUAAGUACACACAUACAUAAGUAUGUAUGUAUGUCAUUCUUCGUCUGUGAACGUUCGUUUUGAAAGCAUAAGUGUAUCUAUGUGUAAAACAAUACAAAUUGUAUAGAACUAAAAAAAUAUAUAUAUAAUAAAACACAAAAAAUUUAAUUAAAUGCAAAUGACUUUAUUCCACCUGAAUAAUGAUUAAUUAAUAAUAAUUGAAUUUUGCAUUAUUUAAUUUUAAAAAAAUGUAACAAAAACAAACGGGAAAUUUUAUCACAAUUUAAAAUGUUUAAAACUGCUUCAAAUUCGCUCAAGUAUGUAAAGCAUCAAAAUGUGGUUUAAGUUUAAAAAUGUUGCCACACUCAUAAUUGAAACGUUUCAUUUAUUGCUAAUAACAAUUCUACUCGGUAAUCCAUUCAAUGUUAAACAAAUUGACGACAUUGUUGUGAUGGCUUCCACAGCAAAAACGACUCUUGCAACAAUAAUGGCAAAUAGUGCUACUACAGCUGCCAACAAACAGCAACCAUCAACACCCUCAAUACUGACAGCUGCAGCAUCAUCAUUAUCAGCAGCAACCUCCCUGGCAGCAACAACAGCAGUACCAUCACCAUCAUCAUUGCUAUCAUCAUUAUCCGCCUCCUCAUUGUUCUUCUCGGAAGAGAGUGGUGAUGGUGGUGCCACCAACAGCAAACUGUAUGAUUCAACAUUUGCACAAGCAAUUGACAGAAAUGAUUCCAAUGAAAUCGACAUUUUGAAUGAUGACAGUGACAACUAUGAAAGUGGAUUGUUAAGGAAUUACAUUAUGACAAAACAUAUUGCUUUGUCUAGCAAUUUAACACAACUACCAGCAACUGCAACAACAACAAUAGUAACAACAGCAGCAGCAACAACAACGAAAUUAAUAAUGCCCACUAUAAAACCAGCUAAAGCAACAACAACUAAAAUAACAAGUACAACUAGAAAACUAUUAUCCUUGACAACUUUAACGUCUUCAACAUCCACAACAUCAUCAUCAUCCUUGUCAUCUAUGUCGCCCAUAUUAACAGCUAGUGAAGAUGAUGACCCAACGAGGUUGCAUUUAAACAGGACUCAAUUAGAUGUUCUAUCAUCCCUUUCAUUGUUAGCAACAACAUCAUUAAGUGAUACAACAGCGCCCCUAAAAACAACAACAGAAUUAAAAUCAUCCUCAACAUCCUCAUCCACAACCGCUUCCGUUUCCACAUCAAAUUUAACAUUUCCAAAUCAUGCAGCAUCGUCGGCGGCGUCGGCGGCGGCCACUGCCCUCAGGCAUAAAGGAAAUGAACAAAAUAUGCACAAUACCAACAGCCUCUUGACAGUUGACAAUGUUAAUGCCACUAUAGUGUCUGCCAACAGGACGACUACAACGAAACUACAACAACAACAUUAUCAUCAUCAUCAGCAUCAACAUACUAAGGAUACAGCCACAAAAAUGUCAUCACAGAAUACAAGUUCAAUUGCUAAAGGCUUUUCAAGUGUUACCAGCAGUAGUAGUAGUAGUGAUAGUGGGAGUGUUCAUGCCACUAGUAGUAACUCAAGUAUGGGAGAUCCUGUCACUGCCAAUGGAAAUAGUAGCAAAAUUAAUACAGGAACAACUAGAAUUUCAGCGAGAAAAGUUGAUAGCAAAUAUAUUUUGUCCAAAGCACAUAAAACGGAUGCACCCAUGCUUAAUUAUAUAUUUGAUACAUUUUCAUCGGCGAAUAAACAUCAUCACCAUGACCAACGCUAUGGACCACACUUUGAAGAUGUUCAGCUGGUGGGACAACCGACCAAUAUGACAGUACAAGCGGGCAGCAGUAUACAUUUAAAUUGCAGAAUAUCUCUACUUCAAGAUAAGACUGUCUCCUGGGUUCGUCGCAAUUCACAAGGUGAAAAUGCCUUAGAUUUACUAACGGUGGGUUUGCACACCUAUACCGGUGAUAAACGUUACAAAAUGGAAUUUCAAUAUCCCAGUAAUUGGCGUUUAAAAAUCAACAAUGUCAAGAAAGAUGAUGAGGCCACUUAUGAAUGUCAAAUAUCAACACAUCCGCCUCGCGUUAUACAAAUAAAUUUACAUGUCAACGCACCCAAAGUAAUGAUUGUUGAUGAAUUUGGGGAUCCUUUGCAGGAGAAAUAUUAUGAACAAGACUCAACGUUACAGCUAUCCUGUGUUGUACGUAAUGUUGCCAUGUCAUCGUCGGUGGUGUUUUGGAAACAUAGUGAAGAUGUUUUAAAUUAUGAUGUUACUAGGGGUGGUGUCAGUGUGAAAACAGAAUUGAUGGAUGAUGGCGCCAAUUCAACAUUAUUCAUUGCCAAAAUCAAUAAAGCCGAUUCCGGUAACUAUACGUGCUCAAUUAGUGAAUAUCAAAACUAUACAAUCGUUGUACACAUACUCAAUGGUGAAAGUUUUGCCGAAUUACAUCAUGGUGCGGCCUUCGCUUGGCAGCAAUUGAAUCAUCAAACUUGGCUAAUUAAUCUGUUAUUGGCAACGAUAUUACUUUUACUCUUACCCGCCUACAUAUAUAGAUAAAAUUAAAUAUAUCACACAAAAACAACUCUAGACACUUAACAUGGCCAUAAAGUCAAGGAUAUUUCCUCGAAAUAAUUAGCAAAAUAAUUUAUAUACAUAUGCAAACAUAUUUAUUAUAAUUUAUUUGCAAAACAACAAAAGGACAAAAAGAACAUAUAAAUCGUUAGAGAUUUAAUUAUUACGUGCAACUUAUGUGUGUAAGUAUUUAUUAAAAGAAAUAGUUUUGCAAAAAUAUUUGUGUUCAUUUAAAUUUUUCUCUUUAUUUGAAA
Lucilia sericata (common green bottle fly) is the source of this 3238-nucleotide messenger RNA. RefSeq lists its product as uncharacterized. The transcript has 8 exons. Gene Ontology annotation, biological process: synapse organization. Lineage: Eukaryota; Metazoa; Arthropoda; Insecta; Diptera; Calliphoridae. The coding region runs from base 774 to 2969 and encodes 731 amino acids. Gene Ontology annotation, cellular component: neuron projection membrane. The record is from RefSeq and is a predicted model, not a curated record.